Sorex araneus (European shrew) is the source of this 2401-nucleotide messenger RNA. RefSeq names its product receptor accessory protein 6 (gene REEP6). Lineage: Eukaryota; Metazoa; Chordata; Mammalia; Eulipotyphla; Soricidae. The coding region runs from base 169 to 2376 and encodes 735 amino acids. The transcript is spliced from 4 exons. The record is from RefSeq and is a predicted model, not a curated record.
GGCCAUCGAGAGCUCAAGCAAAGAGGACGACACUGUCUGGCUCACCUACUGGGUGGUGUACGGGCUCUUGGGCCUUGUCGAGUUCUUCAGCGACCUACUCCUGUCCUGGUUCCCUUUCUACUACGCGGGCAAGUGCGCCUUCCUGUUGUUCUGCAUGAUUCCCGGGCCAUGGAACGGUGCCCAUCUACUGUACCACCGCGUCAUACUGCCACUGUUCCUAAAGCAUCACGCAGCAGUGGACAGCGUGGUCGGCGAGUUCAGCAGCAGAGCGCUGGACGUGGCAACAGGAAUAGCUCGGGACGCUCUACAGACUCUGGCCCGCAGUCGGGCCCUCAUCACCCCAGCGGGGCCCCCGCUGCCCAGACAGCCAGCCGAAACCGAGGCAAGCCUGACCCAGCACCAGAAAGACAAGUGAAGGCUCCAUCUGCCCCAGGCCCAGACAUGCCGGCCAAGACCGUGAUAGAGCCCAAGAACCCAGCGCACCCCAAGAGGGACCCCAAGACCCCCCUGAAGUCCUCCAUUGAGCCCCCCAAAGAAUCCAGCAACCCCACAACCACCAGCAAGCUUCUGCCUGACACCUCCUCCCCAAUCAGUUCCUUGGUCCAUUCCCAAACUGGCUCCCCUCGCAUCCGGGAUCCAUCUCCAUCCCGAAGCUUGUUCACCCAGCCCCAGUUGUCUAGCCAGUCCCAAGUGAACAGCCCGUCCCAAGGGAACAGCUCAUCCCAGGUGAACAGCCCAGACCGGGUGAACAGCCCGUCCCAAGGGAACAGCUCGUCCCAGGUGAACAGCCCGGAACGGGUGAACAGCCCGUCCCAAGGGAACAGCUCGUCCCAGGUGAACAGCCCGUCCCAAGGGAACAGCUCGUCCCAGGUGAACAGCCCGGAACGGGUGAACAGCCAGUCCCAAGGGAACAGCUCGUCCCAGGUGAACAGCCCGGAACGGGUGAACAGCCAGUCCCAAGGGAACAGCUCCUCCCAGGUGAACAGCCCGCACCAGGUGAACAGCCAAUCCCAAAAGAACAGCCCGAACCCAUCCCAGAGCCCAUCCCUAAUGAACAGCCAAUCCCAAGUGGACAGCCAGAGCCCAUCCCAGGGCAACAGCCAAUCCCAAGUGAAGAGCCAGAGCCCAUCUCAGGGCAACAGCCAAUCCCAAAUGAAUAGCCGGAGCCCAUCCCACAGCAACAGCCAAUCCCGAGUGAACAGCCAGAGCUCAUCCCAGGGCAACAGCCAAUCCCGAGUGAACAGCCCGAGCUCAUCCCAGGGCAACAGCCAAUCCCGAGUGAACAGCCCGAGCUCAUCCCAGGGCAACAGCCAAUCCCGAGUGAACAGCCCGAGCUCAUCCCAGGGCAACAGCCAAUCCCGAGCAAACAGCCCGAGCUCAUCCCAGGGCAACAGCCCAUCCCAAAUGAACAGCCCGAGCCCAGCCCAAGGGAACAGCCCGAGCCCAUCCCAAGGGAACAGCCGGAGCCCAUCCCAAGGAAACAACCUGAGUCCACUGAGCCCAUCCCAAAUGAGCAGCCCGAGCCCAUCCCAAGUGAGCAGCUCAAGUUCAUCCCUAACGAACAGUCCGAGCCCAUCCCAAAUGAACAGCCCGAGUUCAUCCCAAAUGAACAGCUCAAGCCCAUCCCACGUCAACAGCCUGAGCCCAUCCCAAGUGAAACGCCGGUCAGUGGUGAAUAGAUGGAGCCCUACCCAGGUGAACGGCCCGAGCCCAUCCCUAGUGAAUGGCCGGUACCAGGUGAACGGCCAGUUCCCUGUGCAUGGCCAGUCCCACAGGCCUAGCCAGCUCCGGGAGCCCCAUGCCAGUGACCCAAGGCAGGAAAAUGGCCAGUUCCAGGCAAAUGGUCAGUCCCAGGCAAGAGGCCAGUAUCGAGCGAGUGGCCAGUACCGAGAAGGCAGCCAGUCCCUGAAAAAUGGCCAUUAUCAGACAAGCGGCCAUUCCCAGGGGUCCAUCCAGUCCCACAGGAGCAAACCUCCCACCAACUCUUUGGGCUUCUCCCAGCAGAGCCAACGGGCCACCGGCUUCACCGUCCGGGAGGCAACCCCCGGCCAGUUUCCCUGUGGCACUCUCAAUCACGACGCCACCAGUACUGCCCUCCCACAGUACUCCUCCAAGACCUCUGACAGGCCAGGGGCCAAAAGCCCCAAAGACCCCAAGACCCCCAAAGCAAAGUCCCACGGACAGUCUGGGAAGGGUGUCACCGCCCAGGCCACCAGCAGCUCCUCAGUCCCCGAGCUGCCCUCGGCCUGCUCAUCUGAGUCUUCUGAGGAUUAUACUUCUGAGUCGACUACCGAGUUCACCUGCACCUGGCCCCAUCACAGAUACGGAAUCCACUACCUGCAGCACUGCUGGAAGCGCAAACACCUAGCCUGUUAGGGGGUUAAUAAAGAUCAUGGACCAA